GGCGGGAGCGAGGGAGCGAGGGAGGGAGCGACGGAGGUAGAGAGGAGUGGAGGAGCGAGGGGAGGGAGCGCAGCUUGGUUGCUCCGUAGUACGGCGGCUCGCAAGGCAAUCCCGAGCUGGCCCCGGGACGGACGGAGGAGGGCAGGCGGGGAUGGUGUGUGGGGCUGAGGCUCUGGUAUCUCUCCCCGCGGCGUGUGAGCUGCACUGAUUUGUCCCUGGGUCGGCAGAGCGGACCCGCCCGGAGAUGAGGCAUCAAUUAGCAAGGUAAAAGUAACAGAACCAUGGCUCAGUUUCCAACACCUUUUGGUGGCAGCCUGGAUAUCUGGGCCAUAACUGUAGAGGAAAGAGCGAAGCAUGAUCAGCAGUUCCAUAGUUUAAAGCCAAUAUCUGGAUUUAUUACUGGUGAUCAAGCUAGAAACUUUUUUUUUCAAUCUGGGUUACCUCAACCUGUUUUAGCACAGAUAUGGGCACUAGCUGACAUGAAUAAUGAUGGAAGAAUGGAUCAAGUGGAGUUUUCCAUAGCUAUGAAACUUAUCAAACUGAAGCUGCAAGGAUAUCAGCUCCCCUCCACACUUCCCCCUGUUAUGAAACAGCAACCAGUUGCUAUUUCUAGUGCACCAGCAUUUGGUAUAGGAGGUAUCGCCAGCAUGCCACCACUUACAGCUGUUGCUCCAGUGCCAAUGGGAUCCAUUCCAGUUGUUGGAAUGUCUCCACCCCUAGUAUCUUCUGUUCCAACAGCAGCAGUGCCUCCCCUGGCUAAUGGGGCUCCCCCUGUCAUACAACCUCUGCCUGCAUUUGCUCAUCCUGCAGCCACAUUGCCAAAGAGUUCUUCCUUUAGUAGAUCUGGUCCUGGGUCACAAUUAAACACUAAAUUACAGAAGGCACAAUCAUUUGAUGUGGCCAGUGCCCCUCCAGUGGCAGAAUGGGCUGUUCCUCAGUCAUCAAGACUGAAAUAUAGACAAUUAUUCAAUAGUCAUGACAAAACUAUGAGUGGACAUUUAACAGGUCCCCAAGCAAGAACUAUUCUUAUGCAAUCAAGUUUACCACAGGCUCAGCUGGCUUCAAUAUGGAAUCUUUCUGACAUUGAUCAAGAUGGAAAACUCACAGCAGAAGAAUUUAUCCUGGCUAUGCACCUAAUCGAUGUAGCUAUGUCUGGCCAACCACUGCCACCUGUCCUUCCUCCUGAAUACAUUCCACCCUCCUUUAGAAGAGUUCGAUCUGGCAGUGGUAUAUCUGUCAUAAGUUCAACAUCUGCAGAUCAGAGGCUACCAGAGGAACCAGUUCUGGAAGAUGAACAACAACAAUUAGAAAAGAAAUUACCUGUAACAUUCGAAGACAAAAAGCGGGAGAAUUUUGAACGUGGCAAUCUGGAACUGGAGAAACGGAGACAAGCUCUCUUAGAGCAGCAGCGCAAAGAACAAGAGCGCUUGGCGCAGCUGGAGCGGGCGGAGCAAGAGAGGAAAGAGCGGGAGAGGCAGGAGCAAGAGCGAAAGAGGCAGCUGGAGUUGGAAAAGCAGCUGGAAAAGCAGCGAGAGCUGGAACGGCAGAGAGAAGAGGAGAGGAGGAAGGAGAUCGAGAGGCGAGAGGCUGCAAAACGGGAACUUGAAAGGCAACGACAACUUGAGUGGGAACGGAACCGAAGGCAAGAGCUGCUAAAUCAGAGAAACAAAGAACAAGAAGACAUAGUUGUACUGAAAGCAAAGAAAAAGACUUUGGAAUUUGAAUUAGAAGCUCUAAAUGACAAAAAGAAUCAACUGGAAGGAAAACUUCAAGAUAUCAGAUGUCGACUGACCACCCAAAGGCAAGAAAUUGAGAGUACAAACAAAUCUAGAGAGUUGAGAAUUGCUGAAAUCACCCAUCUACAGCAGCAAUUGCAGGAAUCUCAGCAGAUGCUUGGAAGACUUAUUCCAGAAAAACAGAUACUCAAUGACCAAUUAAAACAAGUUCAGCAAAACAGUUUGCACAGAGAUUCACUUCUUACAAUUAAAAGAGCCUUAGAAGCAAAAGAACUAGCCCGGCAACAGCUACGAGACCAGCUGGAUGAAGUGGAAAAAGAAACAAGAUCAAAACUACAGGAGAUUGAUAUUUUCAAUAAUCAGCUAAAGGAACUAAGAGAAAUACAUAAUAAGCAGCAACUCCAGAAGCAAAAGUCCAUAGAGGCUGAACGACUGAAACAGAAAGAACAAGAGCGAAAGAUCAUAGAAUUAGAAAAACAAAAAGAAGAAGCCCAAAGACGCGCGCAGGAGAGGGACAGGCAGUGGCUGGAGCACGUGCAGCAGGAUGAGGAGCAUCAGCGGCCGAGAAAACUCCACGAUGAGGAAAGACAGAAGAGGGAAGACAGCGUUAAAAAGAAGGAUGGUGAGGAAAAAGGCAGACCCGAGGUGCAAGACAAGCUGGGUCGGCUUUUCCAUCAGCACCAAGAGCCAGCUAAGCCAGCUAUCCAAGCACCCUGGUCCACCACAGAAAAAGGUCCACUAACCAUUUCUGCACAGGAGAAUGUGAAAGUGGUAUACUACCGAGCCCUGUACCCCUUUGAAUCCAGAAGUCAUGAUGAAAUCACUAUCCAGCCGGGAGACAUAGUCAUGGUGGAUGAAAGCCAAACUGGAGAACCCGGAUGGCUUGGCGGAGAAUUGAAGGGAAAGACAGGCUGGUUCCCUGCAAACUAUGCAGAGAAAAUCCCAGAAAACGAGGUUCCUGCUCCAGUCAAACCAGUGACUGAUCUGACGUCUGCCCCCGCCCCCAAACUGGCUUUGCGUGAGACCCCUGCUCCUUUGGCUGUGACUUCUGCAGAGCCCUCCACGACCCCCAACAACUGGGCAGACUUCAGCUCCACGUGGCCAACUAGCACAAAUGAGAAACCAGAAACGGAUAACUGGGAUGCGUGGGCAGCCCAGCCCUCUCUCACUGUUCCUGGUGCCGGCCAGUUAAGGCAGAGGUCAGCCUUCACUCCAGCCACAGCCACCGGCUCUUCCCCGUCUCCUGUGCUCGGCCAGGGUGAAAAGGUGGAGGGACUGCAAGCGCAAGCCCUGUAUCCUUGGAGAGCCAAAAAAGACAACCACUUAAAUUUUAACAAAAAUGACAUCAUCACUGUCCUGGAGCAGCAAGACAUGUGGUGGUUUGGAGAAGUCCAAGGCCAGAAGGGCUGGUUCCCCAAGUCCUACGUGAAACUCGUUUCAGGGCCUGUAAGGAAAUCUACAAGCUUGGAGUCUGGUUCUUCAGAGAGUCCUGCUAGUCUAAAGAGAGUGGCUUCCCCAGCAGCCAAGCCAGUCGUUUCCGGAGAAGAAUUUAUUGCCAUGUACACUUACGAGAGUUCUGAGCAAGGAGAUUUAACCUUUCAGCAAGGGGAUGUGAUUUUGGUUACCAAGAAAGAUGGUGACUGGUGGACAGGAACAGUGGGCGACAAGUCCGGAGUCUUCCCUUCUAACUAUGUGAGGCUUAAAGAUUCAGAGGGCUCUGGAACUGCUGGGAAAACAGGGAGUUUAGGAAAAAAACCUGAGAUUGCCCAGGUUAUUGCUUCGUACACUGCUACUGGUCCUGAGCAGCUCACUCUGGCCCCUGGUCAGCUGAUUUUGAUCCGGAAAAAGAACCCAGGUGGAUGGUGGGAAGGAGAGCUGCAAGCACGUGGGAAAAAACGCCAGAUUGGCUGGUUCCCAGCUAAUUAUGUAAAACUUCUGAGCCCUGGGACGAGCAAAAUCACUCCAACAGAGCCGCCAAAGUCUGCAGCGUUACCAGCAGUGUGCCAGGUGAUCGGGAUGUACGAUUACACAGCACAGAAUGACGACGAGCUGGCCUUCAACAAGGGCCAGAUCAUCAACGUCCUCAACAAGGAGGACCCCGACUGGUGGAAAGGAGAAGUGAAUGGACAAGUGGGGCUCUUCCCGUCCAAUUAUGUGAAGCUGACCACAGACAUGGACCCAAGCCAGCAAUGGUGUUCAGACUUGCAUCUCUUGGAUAUGUUGACCCCAACUGAGAGAAAAAGACAAGGGUACAUCCACGAACUCAUUGUCACGGAGGAGAACUAUGUGAAUGACCUACAGCUGGUCACAGAGAUCUUUCAGAAACCCCUGAUGGAGUCUGAGCUGCUGACAGAGAAAGAGGUUGCUAUGAUUUUUGUCAACUGGAAGGAGCUGAUUAUGUGUAAUAUCAAACUGCUAAAAGCUCUGCGAGUCCGCAAGAAGAUGUCGGGGGAGAAGAUGCCGGUGAAGAUGAUCGGGGACAUCCUGAGCGCUCAGCUGCCACACAUGCAGCCCUACAUCCGCUUCUGCAGCUGCCAGCUCAACGGGGCCGCCCUGAUCCAGCAGAAGACGGACGAGGCCCCUGACUUUAAGGAGUUUGUCAAAAGAUUGGCAAUGGACCUGCGCUGUAAAGGGAUGCCACUCUCUAGCUUCAUACUCAAGCCUAUGCAACGGGUAACAAGAUACCCACUGAUCAUUAAAAAUAUCCUAGAAAACACUCCCGAAAAUCACCCCGACCACAGCCACUUGAAGCAUGCCCUGGAGAAGGCGGAAGAGCUGUGCUCCCAGGUGAACGAAGGCGUUCGUGAGAAGGAGAACUCAGACCGGCUGGAGUGGAUCCAGGCCCACGUGCAGUGCGAAGGCCUGUCUGAGCAACUUGUGUUCAAUUCAGUGACCAACUGCCUGGGGCCACGGAAGUUUCUGCACAGUGGGAAACUCUACAAGGCCAAGAGCAACAAGGAGCUAUACGGUUUCCUCUUCAACGACUUCCUCCUGCUGACUCAAAUCACAAAGCCCUUGGGGUCUUCUGGCACCGACAAGGUCUUCAGCCCCAAAUCUAACCUGCAGUACAAAAUGUACAAAACACCUAUUUUCCUAAACGAGGUUCUAGUAAAAUUACCCACUGAUCCUUCCGGAGAUGAACCCAUCUUCCAUAUUUCCCACAUUGACCGAGUCUACACUCUCCGAGCUGAAAGCAUAAAUGAAAGAACUGCCUGGGUACAGAAAAUCAAAGCUGCUUCUGAACUCUACAUAGAGACUGAGAAGAAGAAGCGGGAGAAGGCCUACCUCGUGCGUUCCCAAAGGGCCACAGGCAUCGGAAGGUUGAUGGUGAAUGUGGUUGAAGGCAUUGAGCUGAAGCCCUGUCGGUCUCACGGAAAGAGCAACCCGUACUGUGAAGUGACCAUGGGCUCCCAGUGCCACAUCACCAAGACAAUCCAGGACACGCUGAACCCCAAGUGGAAUUCCAACUGCCAGUUCUUCAUCAGAGACCUGGAGCAGGAGGUUCUCUGUAUUACUGUGUUCGAGAGAGACCAGUUCUCACCAGAUGAUUUUUUGGGUCGGACGGAGAUCCGUGUGGCAGACAUCAAGAAAGACCAGGGCUCCAAGGGGCCAGUUACGAAGUGUCUCCUACUGCACGAGGUCCCCACGGGGGAGAUUGUGGUCCGCUUGGACCUGCAGUUGUUUGAUGAGCCGUAGGGACAGGCCCAGCGUGUGCUCUGCAGGGCUCUAGCCCCAGGCGGCACCUGCUGUCUGGAAAUUGUGUUCCUUUUCUAAGAAACCACCGUUGGGUGUUCAGCCACUGGGAUGUGGGACAGCAGUGACAGGUCGCCUAGAAGCUUCUAGGAAUAAUUCUCGACAAUCCUUUUCACUCUGCACAAAGAGUUUCCCAUUUUAUGA
This is a messenger RNA of Nycticebus coucang (slow loris), 5633 nucleotides long. It is a transcript of the gene ITSN1, whose product is annotated as intersectin 1. Bases 282 to 5432 code for a protein of 1716 amino acids. Lineage: Eukaryota; Metazoa; Chordata; Mammalia; Primates; Lorisidae. Gene Ontology annotation, biological process: intracellular signal transduction; clathrin-dependent synaptic vesicle endocytosis; positive regulation of Rho protein signal transduction. The transcript is spliced from 39 exons. The record is from RefSeq and is a predicted model, not a curated record. Gene Ontology annotation, molecular function: molecular adaptor activity; guanyl-nucleotide exchange factor activity; calcium ion binding. Gene Ontology annotation, cellular component: intracellular vesicle; plasma membrane; cytoplasm.